AUGAUUGCUUCAAAGCCUAUAAUUCUCUUAUUUUUCUCACUCGUAUCACUUCUCUCUUAUUCAAGUAAUGCUCUGGGUGAAACAGAUCUUUUCUUCGUAGACUCAACUGGACUUUCAAAGCAGGAUGCUCCAUUCAGCGAAGACUUUAAUUUACCUGUUGGAGAUCGCUUUGAAAAAGCAAAAAAUUGCUUACAGGAUGAUUCUAGUUCACUUACAGAAAAACUACAUGCCACAAGUCUUUUAAAAUCAGCGGCUUGGGAAAAUUGUACAGAUGCUAUGCUUUUGCUCGGUAAUAUACUGUUCUUUGGCCUGUAUGAUUUUGAACCAGACUUUGGAAUGGCUCAUGCUUAUUAUGACCAGUUACGAAAAACGAACGGAAGCGUUGUUGGCAACUUAAUACUUGGAUUUUACCAUUCUGUGAGUUACUACAACACUGCUCCUUACGACCCAGCUUUGGCUCGAAUGUACUGGGAAGCCGCUGCGAAGCAGGGAUCCAUUGACGCUCAUCAUUUCCUUGCGUAUCAUCAUCUCACUGGUAUGCAUACUAAAAGGUCUUAUUUAUUGGCUGCAAAGCAUUACAAAUUCAUCGCUGAUGAUCUUACUAGAGAAGGUCCAAAAUCUCUUUUAGCAUCUUCGCAAUACCUUUGGCCUGAAAUCCUCAAUUACAAUACUGCCGGUGAGGACGGAACAGGCGUUUACGGACCCGCAUCUGCUUAUUCUUUUUCAACCGCUAGUCGAGCCCUUAAUUCCAUACGGCACUAUAUUCGGGAAAUUUAUAAUCCUCCGGAAGAACGGGAUCUAGGAACCCUUUUUGAGGCCGGAAAGCUACGCCUUCAUGGGAUGCAUUCAUUUAGACGAAACCAUACGGUAGCUGAAACAAUAUUUGGUAAAGUAUAUCGCGAUUUAUCAUCCUUGAGUGAGAGCCCCGUCCAUGUAACAUCCGAAAAUAUUGCCAACUUGCUAUCGAAAUCAGCAGGUUAUAUAGGCCUUUUACAAAUAUUUGGAAAUUCUAGGAGAAGAAAUUUGGAAAAUGCUACGCAUUGGCUCAAACGAGGAAUAUCUCAUAACGACUCGAACGCGCUGUACGGAAUGGGAUACAUAUUUUACCAUGGGCUCUUAAAUGCAGAUGAGAAAGAUACUGAAAAGGGUUUAAGUUAUAUAAAAGAGGCUGCUAGUAUGAAGAACGGUUAUGCACUCACUUUCCUUGGAAUGCUAUCUAUGGAAAAUGAGGAUUUUGACAUUGCUUUUCAUUAUUUUACCUUAGCAAAUAAGGAAAAGGCGUUAUUGUCAUCUAAGUUAUUAGCUGAUUGUUAUUUUGAUGGAAUUGGAACUUCCGUGUCUAAACAGAAAGCUGCUUUGCUGUAUAAAGAGUUUGUGGAAACAGUUCGUUCCACGUCUUCCACAAUGAGUUUAGCCGUCAGAGAAGUAGAUCAUUAUUGUCUGGAAAACAGCCUUAUGUAUUAUUUGUAUUCUGCUCAGUUAGGCUACUCGAUUGCAGAAGUCAAUGCAGCAUAUCUCGUAGAUGGUAACAAAUACUUAAUUGACUCAUUGAGAAGAUACCUUUAUCCUGAAAAUACAGAGGAGGAAACUCUUUCAGAUGUAUUUGCUUUUGAGUUUUAUGCACGAGCCGCUGCACAAGGAGAUGCAGAUGCAAACCUAAAACUUGGCGAUUAUUAUUACUAUGGCAUUGGUGUGCAUAGGGAUUAUGAUAAAGCGUAUCGAUUCUAUGAAAAUGCUUCCGGAAAAGGAGGUGCUACUGGAAUGGCCCUUUGGAAUAUGGCCUACAUGCAUGAAUUUGGCAGGGGACGAGAACGAGAUACUCAUAUUGCUAAACGAUUUCUGGAUGAAUUGUCUAUUAAUCAGAUUGCUUACAUCCCCUUCAGAAUGAUCACUUCAUUGGUAUUCCUUCAUCAAAUUUAUUUAAGAUGUCUUUCUUUUUUACGUUUACGAUAA
This is a messenger RNA of Schizosaccharomyces osmophilus, 1953 nucleotides long. It is a transcript of the gene hrd302, whose product is annotated as ERAD E3 ligase adaptor subunit Hrd3. Gene Ontology annotation, biological process: ERAD pathway. The transcript has a single exon. Gene Ontology annotation, cellular component: endoplasmic reticulum membrane. Lineage: Eukaryota; Fungi; Ascomycota; Schizosaccharomycetes; Schizosaccharomycetales; Schizosaccharomycetaceae. Bases 1 to 1953 code for a protein of 650 amino acids. Gene Ontology annotation, molecular function: protein binding. The record is from RefSeq and is a predicted model, not a curated record.